Molecule: messenger RNA, 3690 nt
Organism: Filobasidium floriforme
Lineage: Eukaryota; Fungi; Basidiomycota; Tremellomycetes; Filobasidiales; Filobasidiaceae
Product: Frag1/DRAM/Sfk1 family-domain-containing protein
Exons: 10
Coding region: 257-3460 (1067 amino acids)
Biological process (GO): GPI anchor biosynthetic process; fungal-type cell wall organization
Cellular component (GO): endoplasmic reticulum
Source: RefSeq, a predicted model, not a curated record
GAUAGCUAUGAGUGGCUGAGCAUCAAUCCCGAUUGAAAACGCCUGUAGCAAUAACCGGGAUACAUCACUACUACGCAGCUGGCCAAGACACGCGUGGACCGUAACCGAAAGCUUCAUCAACACGAAUAGCUAAUCCCUCACCACCAUCUAGCAACUGAUGCAACUGAAAAGACUCGGAGAACUGUCCCGAACUCAGCAGCGAUUGUAGAGGAGUCCAUCGUCGCAGAAUCCUUGAUAUUGGGCGCCUGUGACCAGCAUGCGUCCUCUCAUACAAAUCCCCGGAUCAUACAUCCACUACGCCCACACCUCGGUAGCCUUCCUAGCAUUUAGCUCGGCUUUCGUUCUGGCGUCCGCUUUGCAUUACAAGAAGGUCGUCAAGAACGGGAUCGCUGGCUGGCCUGACGAGUGGUUACCUAGCGUCAGCGCUUCGAUCGGAGAUUGGGCACCAGAACGUCCCAUCUUCCAGAUCCUCAUCGCUCUCUGCUCUGGACCCCGAUUUCUACUCAUCCUUGUCCAAUGGCUAGUGACCCGAAGAAAAGCUCCCUUGAUGGAGAAGAAGCAGGACUUUGUCAAGGAGAAAGGUCCUUCCGGCGGUGAAGCGGGAGGUUUACAGACGGCGGAUUGGUUGGCUAUAGUUGGGGUUGUGAGGACGUUUUGUUGUGCAGGUUGGGUCUAUGUCACGUCUUCGGACCAUCAUGACUUUCACGACGCUGCUAUGAUUGCAUAUCUACUGUUGACUCUGCCAUGGAUGGUCGGAACUUGUUUGGCAACUCCGCCUUCCCGCCCGUCGACCCUGCGAAGAAGGAAAUACACCGCCAUCACCUUCCACUCGCUCCUCGUCCCCCUCGUCUACUUCUUCAUCCAGCACAAAGUUUACAAGGUCAAGGGCGCCUAUAGCUAUUAUGCCAUCUUCGAAUGGAGUCUCGUCCUCGUCGACGUCCUCUUUGACGCUUGGGGUGUGCCAGAGGUGAAAAAGGUUCAGAUCCAGAUCGUCUUGUUGGAAGGGGGAGAAGCUGCGGCGGGGUCUGGAUCUAAGAUCACCGUCGAGAACGGUAGUCCGGUCAACAAGUUUAGCGUGACCGAGGGUCUCUUACCGGCUCUUAACAUUUCGAGGGAAGACAUGUUGAUGGAAUGGCCGGCCGAGAAAGCUGGAUGGACUAUCUCCGAAAAUGAAAGACGAAAGGAGACUGGGUUCGUGAGGUCUGGAAUGAGUUUGCUUGCCGAUGUCUAUCUCGCUAUGUGUUUCUGGACGAUCUUCACUCAACUUGGAUUGCAACUAUUCUACUUUUCGGUAUGGGAACUUGCUCUUUCUGGAUCGGAGCUGGCACUCUUGGCAACGCUUUCCCCUUGGUUCCUCACAUACCCCUCGGUUUCGCGAUUCAGCACGUCUCGCAAAGGAACUCUUACACUCCGCGCCUUGUCGCUAGUGCUCGGUCUGGGAGCGUACAAGCUGCCGCUUCCGUCUUUAAGGCUGUUGGCUGUCGUUUUGGGCAACGUGUUUGCCUGGAUGGAGGUUGCUGCGACUUCUAAGCGGCUCAAGGGAGGGAAUGCUGCCAGGAUGGAAGGCAGUUACCUCAUGCUAGGGCUCAUCGGUACAUUGGUACUAAAAUUGGUCAACAACUCGGUCAAUCCGUUCUGGUGCAUCGUGGACGAAGUCUCCGGAGGAUGGAACAAGACCGGUAUCCUACUGGCCAGUGUCGCUUUUCUCGAGAAAAUGGUCCGCUGCAACCGGGAUCAGCCUCAAGCUCCUAAUCCGCAGGACGUCAAGGAGGCCGCCGAUCCUGAAGAACCUCUUUCGACGUUCCAAAGGCAAUCAAUCAUUGCUGGGAUCGGUUCCCUGAUAUUCCUCGUUCAAACCUUCGUGACUGACGCCGGUACAAUCAUCGCGUGGAACUGGACCGGUUUCCCGGUAACAGGUCCGAGAUUGCUCUGGCAAGGUAGCUUGGUCAUCGGGUCCGCUGCUCUCGGUCUCAUUGCUCGAUGGGCUCAGGACCGGACUUUGUCUCAACAAGCUCGUCCUUACAACCUUUUGACUUUGACAACAACGAUAUUCGCCUGCUCCACAUUCUGCGGACAUUAUAAGGCAAUAAUACAGUCGAGCUACCCGGACGUCGUUAACUGGGUCCAGUUUGGCGGUGGCUGUACACUGGUCGCAUCGCUCGUCUACCACUUCCCUGCGCUGUGGCAAGAACUUUCCCGAUACGACUACGACGGACGCCUUCUUUGCCACGCGUUGGGCUUCAACGCUGUCCUGGAUGUGAUCUCCGUCAUCACGGUCGCAUAUGCCUUCGUUCCCGGAGGUCAUCUGCUUCGAGAAAAGAUGGCGGAAGUGGUCUUUCUUACAACGGCAUGCAUCUUCAACGCGGGUUUCGUCUUGGACAAGCUGUCUUCGAUCUACAAGACGACCUUCAAAGAGUCACGAUCGCUCAACCUCAGAGACAAGCGAUUGUUCUUUCAAGGCUCGACGAUGGUCGUUGCCUUCACCGCCGUUGCCGAGCUAUUUUGUCGACAGAGACGAGCCGGCAUUGUUGUCAAACCCCACCAUGAGGAGACGGGUGUAUGGACUUCGGCCAUCUGGACGGUACAUUUUGGCGUAGACCUCGCUGGCCGGGACAGUCAGAAGAGAAUGCUCGACCUGAUUCGAGACGCCGAAGUCGAUGUUCUCGGUCUUCUGGAGACCGACCUGCAUCGCUUCGUCUACGGAAACCGAGACCUCACCCGAAUGAUCAGUGAAGAAUUGGGUUAUUACGUCGAUAUCGGUCCUGGACCGAACAAGCAUACUUGGGGAGCAGUGCUCUUGUCCAAGUUCCCGAUUCUCGAAUCCACUCAUCAUCUUCUGCCAUCACCGAGAGGCGAGCUGGCGCCUGCGAUCUCGGCCAAGCUGCUGAUCAACAACCAAGUCGUCAACGUUAUCGUGUCGCACAACGGCCAAGAAGAGGAUCCCAAAGACAGAGAACUACAGACCCAAGCCAUCGCCAAGAUCAGCAGUUCAUGCUGGCCGGAGCCCUUCGUCUUCUUAGGCUACGUCGUGACUCGUGUCGGGGCAAAAAAGCCGGCUCCGUACGAAAUUCUGAUGGCGGACGGGCGCUUGUGGGACAUCGAGAUAGCGGAUCGAGACAGGUGGUGCGAAUACAUCGCGUUCAGACACCUGUGGCGAAUCGCUUAUGCUCGAGUAUCGCACGGAGAUAUUACGGAUACGGAGAUGCAAUUGGCGAAAUUCGUUACUCUCGACUCUACACUACCGGUCGACUAUCAGUCGAACGACGACCUCUACUAUCACACUUACGAAAAGGCUUUACCUGAAUCCUGGCAGUUCCCCCAGAAAUUCAGGGGCAACGGCACGAGGAAUCAUAAGUAUCACGUCUUCGAUGGACCUAUCUACUACUUGCCUCCAAAACGCUUUUGGGAUCGCUAUAACAGCACGCAUUGGGAUCAUGUGCAGGGUUCUUUCGUUGGAUGAUAUGACGAUGUCAGGAUCUGAUUGCAAAUUACGAAACUAUAAUUCACAUGACAAUGAGCUUUUGUGCUUUUGACGAACAACCGGAUGAUCAGUUGGGGAUCAGCGGAUCAGCGUUUCACAAUUUGAUUCCGUCUUUCCUCUUUCCAUGCUUCUCAUGCUUCUCAAGAAGGUCGAACGUAUGAGUAUAUAUGUACACACACACACAUGCGAGACAAGGGGAUAAGAAGCUA